GGGCUCCCUGGGGAGGCGCUUGGCGCGGCGGCGGGCGCUCGGGGCCCGCCUCUGGGGAGGGGCGCUCGGGUUCCCUGCGCUGCCGAGCGGCGCCUACAGACGCAGCGGGCUGAGCGGACGGCGACCCAGGGCGGCUCCUCGCAGCGGGCAGGGGAGGGGACGGGUUCGCGGUUGGGCAGCUCCGCGCCCCUCCCUCGGCGGGCUGGGCCGGGCCGGGCCGGGCCAGGCCGCGGCUCGGCACCCGGAAGCGGGCGGCCGUUGGCGUGUGGCAGUGCGAGCGGGGCUGAGCGCAGCAUGCGAGGCGCCGCCGCCCAAGCCCUGCCCCACUGCCCGCCCGGAGCCAGCGCCCGAGGAGCAGUUGCCGGCGGCAGAGCAUGAGCGGGUCAGCGGCCCAGCAGCCCCCCGGCGCGGGGUCGGGGCAGGACCCCGCCGCGGCGGGGAAGGCUGCGGCCGGGGAACCGGUGCCGGAGCCUCCCCCGAUGCUGAGCGUCGACGUGUCGGGGCUGGUGUCGCAGUUCGCGCGGAGCUUCGCGCUGAUUUUCCCCGUGUACGUGCUGGGCUACCUGGGGCUGAGCUUCAGCUGGAUCCUCAUCGCCCUGCUCGGGCUCUUCUGCCUGCGCAGGCACCGCAUUGGCAAGAGCUCCCGCCUGGGCCGGGCCCUCGCCUUCCUGCAGGACGAGGAGCGGGUGGUGCGGCUCAGCGUCUCCUCGGCCGAGCUGCCGGCAUGGGUUCAUUUUCCAGAUACAGAAAGGGCAGAAUGGCUAAAUAAGACUGUAAAACACUUAUGGCCUUUUAUUUGCCAGUUUAUUGAGAAACUUUUCAGAGAAACGAUAGAACCCGCUGUGAGAGGAGCAAACAACCACCUUAGUACCUUCAGUUUCACAAAGAUUGAUAUAGGUCACCAGCCACUUCGGAUAAAUGGUGUAAAAGUGUACACUGAAAACGUAGAUAAAAGACAGAUCAUUUUGGAUCUUCAGAUCAGUUUUGUUGGCAAUUGUGAAAUUGAUUUGGAGAUCAAGAAAUUCUUCUGCAGAGCUGGUGUAAAAAGUAUACAGAUGCAUGGUACUAUGAGGGUUAUCCUGGAACCAUUGAUUGGAGACAUGCCCUUAAUUGGAGCACUAUCUAUUUUUUUCCUUAGGAAACCCCUUCUGGAAAUUAAUUGGACAGGACUGACCAAUCUUCUGGAUGUUCCAGGACUGAAUGGUUUAUCGGAUACCAUAAUGUUGGAUAUAAUAUCCAACUACUUGGUGCUUCCAAAUCGAAUCACAGUCCCUCUUGUGAGUGAAGUACAGAUUGCCCAAUUGCGGUUCCCUAUACCAAAGGGUGUUCUAAGGAUACACUUUAUUGAAGCUCAGGAUCUGGAAGGGAAAGAUACUUACCUAAAGGGAAUGGUCAAGGGAAAGUCAGAUCCUUAUGGAAUCAUUCGUGUUGGCAACCAAAUCUUCCAAAGCAAGGUCAUCAAAGAAAAUCUCAAUCCAAAGUGGAAUGAAGUGUAUGAGGCCUUAGUGUAUGAACAUCCUGGACAGGAGCUGGAGAUUGAGCUCUUUGAUGAAGAUCCAGACAAAGAUGACUUUCUGGGAAGUCUAAUGAUAGAUCUAACUGAAGUUGAGAAGGAACGCCUCCUAGAUGAGUGGUUCACUUUGGAUGAAGUCUCCAAAGGAAAAUUGCACUUAAAACUGGAAUGGCUCACAUUGAUGCCAACUGCUGAGAAUCUUGACAAGGUGCUGUCAAGCAUUAAAGCUGAUAAAGACCAAGCCAAUGAUGGGCUUUCUUCUGCAUUGCUUAUUCUCUAUUUGGAUUCAGCAAGAAAUCUGCCAAGUAUCUACGAGGGAAACUUUGGGUGUGGCUACUUAAAAGAGAGGAGAGCAUCGGGACUAGUCUUUUGUGAAAACACUACCUCACUCUAUAGAGCACUAUUUUCAGGAAAGAAGAUAAACAGCAACCCCAACCCUCUUGUCUUAUUGUCAGUUGGACACAAGGCACAGGAAAGUAAGAUUCGAUACAAGACCAAUGAACCCGUAUGGGAGGAACACUUCACUUUCUUCAUUCACAAUCCCAAACGGCAGGACCUUGAAGUUGAGGUCAAGGAUGAACAACAUCAGUGUUCUUUGGGAAAUUUCAAGCUUCCUCUGAGCCAACUGCUGGCAAGUGAAGAUCUAACUAUGCAUCAGCGGUUCCAGCUUAGCAAUUCUGGUCCAAACAGCACCAUAAACAUGAAGAUGGCACUCAGGGUACUGUCUCUUGAAAAGCCAGAGAGGUCUCCAGAUCACCAACACUCAGCCCAAGUAAAGAGGCCCUCUGUUUCCAAAGACUCAAGAAAAGCUUUUAAGCCUCAGGUCCCUGUUUCACCACCAGCUGAUUCACACAAACCUGUCCCAGCUUCCCCAGUGAUCGACAGUGAUAAAAAGACUGAUAUAGCUGAAAAAAAUCAUCCUCCUAAUGCCAGUCCCCAGUGGCCAACAGAUCUCAGCCGAAGCUCCUCCAGUCUCCUUGCCUCCAACGUCACCUAUUCUCCCAGCCACCUCUCAGUCAAAGAACCAACUCCAAGUAUAGCCUCAGACAUAUCGCUGCCCAUCGCCACACAGGAGCUACGUCAGAGACUGCGACAACUUGAAAAUGGAACAACUCUGGGACAGUCUCCAUUAGGCCAAAUUCAGUUGACAAUUCGUCAGAGCUCACAAAGAAACAAACUUAUUGUGGUGGUGCAUUCCUGCAGAAAUUUAAUCGCCUUUUCAGAGGAGGGAUCUGACCCGUAUGUCCGAAUGUAUUUAUUACCUGACAAGAGAAGAUCAGGAAGAAGAAAAACACAUGUAUCAAAGAAGACAUUAAACCCAGUGUUCGAUCAAACCUUUGAUUUCAGUGUUUCUCUACCUGACGUGCAGAGGAGGACGCUAGAUGUAGCAGUGAAGAACAGUGGUGGUUUCUUGUCCAAAGACAAAGGGCUGCUUGGCAAGUUAUUGAUACCUCUGGCAUCUGAAGAACUCACCAAAGGCUGGACCCAGUGGUAUGACUUAACAGAAGAUGGUACAAAGCCACAUGUAACCUAGGCGCCGUUAGACACCAGGAGUUCCCCCUAGCUUACUUUUGCCAACCUUUAUAUAUUUUAAAAGCAUUGUUCUCACAGAUGUAUCAAUAUUAUUUUUAUAGCUUCAUUUAUUUACUUAUUAGACACAUCCCAAUAGUUUUAUAACACUUGGACAUUAUAUGUAGAUUUAGCCAAUCUUAUUGUUAAACUUUGUAUUUUAAUUUGCUGAACUACUUUUCAUGUUACUGUAAUGUGCAAUGGUAUGGUAGAGUAACCUCUUGUGUUUAAAUUGAACUUUAUGGCAGUUGUACCUAUUAGAAAGUGAAAAGAUACUGUUCUGCUGUUUUCCUGCCUUGUUUUGUAUAUCACCGAGGUACACUGUACCAUGUAAAUAUAUACUAUUUUUUUUAUAAUUUUUCCAUCCUGGUUUGAAGUCCUAAGAAAACCGAUCAAGGAUAGAUAUUUUCUUCUAAAUGCAUGUUAAAUUCUUUGGACAAAUCUUGUUUUGCCCUUGCAGCAAAAUGGUCUUAAAAUGAUUAAUUUUGUGGAUUUUUUUUAAUUGAAAGACAUUAUUAAGAUUUGACAGUGCAUUUCUGGCCCUGUAAGGCUAGUAAAAGAAAAUGUACAAAACAUUAAUAUUUUAAUAUUUAUAUAGAAAUGUAUUAUUGGAAAGUCAUUCUAGAGAAUAUAAUAAAUGUGUUUUAGAGUUGAAAAUUCUAGAAACAUUAUAUGAAGAAAGGAUUGUCAUGGUCCAUGAAUCACAGCAUAUAAAUCUGGGGUUUCAUUUGGUGCAGGAAUGAAGACUUAUAAACAGUACAAUAUUUUAUUAUGCAGAUUGACUUAUUAUUUCUUAUUGGUGUAAUUUAUUCCCAUAAUUUAUAGCACCGUACCUAUGAUCUUCUGAAAGAAUGGUGAGGACAGUCACCUUCCAUAUUAGAAACCAGGUCUCCUAAAUAACCACUCAUGGACUGUCCUAACAAUUGCAUUGUCAUUUCAUGGACAGAUAAGGUAUAUGAAGCAUCUUAUAAUUCAGGCUCAUCAAAUAGACACAGUAGUCUUUUUAUUAUAUGGAAUAUGUAUAAUAUGAAAGUGGAGCACAAACUGGAAAAAAAAACACUAUGAAAUCCAGAGUUGACACUCUUUCCGUAAUUGCUUCAUUGCUGCCUAAUGUACCUGGUACAUGAGGCAAAAUGCACCCCCAAUACUACCAUGUGCCAGGUAGGUUCUUUUGAAACAUUGCUGUAUUCUUCUACCAGGACCCGCAACAAUGUAGAUAACACACACCAGCAAGAAAGUAGACAAUUGGGAGUUGAGGACACACCCCUACAACCUUCCUGCUGUGAAUCACAGGAAGACUGUUUUUGUAUCCAAUUUGUUUUCCUUUUUGAAAGCUUUCUCAGACUGUUAUAAAAUGUGCAUUAUGAACGCAAGAGACCAGUGCAGCUCUUUCAGAGCCAUUAGCCUCAUGAUCUUGGGUAAAUAUGCAAUCAGACAACAGAAGUGUAUUAUUUAGUUAAGAGUCUAGAAUUGAGUCUUAGCCAAGAAAAUUUUUUUAAGGCAGAAUAAACU
Molecule: messenger RNA, 4594 nt
Organism: Malaclemys terrapin pileata
Lineage: Eukaryota; Metazoa; Chordata; Testudines; Emydidae
Gene: ESYT2
Product: extended synaptotagmin 2
Exons: 23
Coding region: 375-3047 (890 amino acids)
Biological process (GO): lipid transport
Molecular function (GO): lipid binding
Source: RefSeq, a predicted model, not a curated record